UGAGACUUAUUAAUGAAGUUGGUCAUUGAUCCAUCGUAGUCAGUCAUAUCUCAGUUUAGGAGCAACGUGUCUCAUUGAAGCUUUCGUGAGUGUCCUUGUCUCUUUGCCAUUCUUUUCAGUGUCCAUUUUUGUUCAUGCUUUGUUUCAUUCAUAUAUUAAUUAAGAUCAGGCUAUUAAUAAUGGAAAAGAAAACAAGAAGAAAAUAAAAUGUCUAAUGCUUAAUUCCGAUGGUCCAUAGGCAUCGGUACUAAAUUAGUUCCGAUGGACCGUCAUAUUUAAUUGAGGGCCACCAUAUCUCAAUCUCAAAUGCGUAAAUGCAGAAAAUAUUAAUGGUAGGGGAGUUCAUCUACAAAAUACAAGGAGAAAGUUACGAGGACAUAAAAUUAAAGGGAAAAGUUGUACCAAACGUCAAGUUACAAGGCUUGAGCAACAAAAAAAGAGAGAUAGAAAGCUGCCAUUAAUUAGUAAAGGUAUUAUGAGAUGAUUGGCUUUCAAGAGUCUUACUUGAUUCAAUUCAAUCCCUAUCUUUGGUGGUGGUAGUGCCAAUGGUUUUGAAAAGAUAUCCCCCUUUUCGAGCUUGCUUAGCUAAGGAGGAAAUGACCCCUUCAAGCCAAACAAUAAAACUACAAUCAACAACAAUUUUCUAAUUCACACCCAAAACACUAGUUAACAAAUAAAAAUAAAUUUAGGAAAUACUAACGCCUACCCUAAGAACAUAAGUUAAGGUUUCAAAAAUAGAAAUUAUGCAUCGUAAGUUGAGUGUAAAAUAGAAAGUAAUUUUUUAAAAAUCGCAAAUUGAAUGUUUAAAAUAGGAAGUUGAGUGCAUAUUCAAGUUGGUACAAAAUUGAAUUUUUUAAAAUGAACAUUAAGUAGUUAUGUACUAGAGGUAUAAAAUAAAAUUUUUUAAAAUGAACAUCCCGUAGUUAUCUACCAAGUGUACAAAAUGAAAUUUUUAAAAAUAAGCAUCCGAUAGUUAUGUAUAGAAUGUGUUAUUAAAAGCAAUUACGUAAUUUUAGGGGGUCUAUAGAGUUAUGAGGGGGGCCUAAAAAGAAAUCUUCUGAAUCCUUUCACUUGAGGCCCAUUUCAAAUCCUUCCAUGGGCUUGAUCUUAGAUGAACAUACUUGGAGAAAAAUUGGUUUUUGAACGUCCAUUAUUUUCUAAAAAUACAUGGAAAUGACUAAAAACAUUUCAGCGGUAGUUAACUACCACUAAUUUAUAACUAGAAAACCGGCUAUAAUUAAUUACCACUGAGUUUUUGGUCAUUUCCAUGUAGGAAACAAUGAAUGUAAAAAAAAAACAAACUUCUACUUGGAGUUCAGGUUACCAUAUUUCUGCUAGAAGAAUAGCUAGGCAUGCAUUGUUGUUUAUGUAUAAAAUAACAAUAAAUCAGUAAAUGCUUAGUGGUUUAUUAAUUCAAAUAUGAAUAUCAACACACCGACUUAGCAAGGGAAGAUCCAUUGAAUUUCACUACCCAAUGAUCGUGUUAAAGCUUCAAAGCCAGGAAAUCGACAAGUAAAAGAGUUGAUAACUUCUUCCAUGCAAGUUUGGUAUUUACUUUUUAUACAAUAAUAUUCACUCACUAUUUUUAUUUUAUCAUUCUUAGACAAAUUCUUUGAACAAGUUAACAAAAACACUCUUACAAAACACACAUUUCUUUGUUCUAUUUUCACUUUUUUCCUAAACAAGUAUAAGAAAAAGCGUAAAACAAAUGUAUUAAAAUCAUUUUAUAUACUUUUGAACAUUAAUACAAUAGCCAAAACAAUAACCAAGAUUCUCUUAUGUAACCUAAUUGGAGUCCUAGGUAACAAAAUAUAUAAAAAGAAAUUAGCAUAUGCAAGGGACAAAUGCUUUAAAGGUAGGAAAAGAAGAUACCAAAACCUUCCCACCAAUUAGAGAUAAAGAACCCAUAUUUCUUUCUCCAUUUACCAAAUCUCCUCCCUCUCAAGUACUCUCACCCCCUCAACAUAAUAAAACUCACAUAUUACCCCACAUGGGUUGGUUUUAAUUUCUGUCACAUCAUUAAUCUCCAUGCCUUCCCCCCAUAACAUUAAUCAAGACCAUGAGGCUCAUCAUCUUGAUCGUCCUCAACCUCAACCUCAACCUACUCAUCAACUUCGUCAUAGAACACCCAAAAAAAGACUAGUAACACAUCAAAAUGGUAACACCAACAUCUUUAUUUGGCUAUUGGCAAUUCUAUGCACAAUAAUAGCCAUAGGAGUUGUAAUUGGAGGUGUAGUAGUCUUUAUUGGUUACAUAGUAAUUCAUCCAAGAGUCCCUACAAUAAGCAUAGCAAAUGCUCAUUUAGAUCUUUUCAGAAAUGACUAUGCUGGCCUUCUUCAAACACAAGUAAACAUCCGUGUCAUGGCGAAAAAUGGUAAUUUUAAGGCACAUGCAACAUUUUCUAAUAUAAAACUGAAACUUAGCUAUGAAGGACAAGGUAUAGCUUUUAUGGUUGCUGACCCUUUUGAUGUUCCUAAGAAUAGUUCUAGGUAUUUGGAUUAUGUUGUUCAAUCUUCUUCUAUUCCUUUGACUCCUGAUCAGAUUGAGGAUGUUGAUGAUACAUGGAAGAGAAAUAUUGUUGGGUUUGAUUUGAAGGGUGAUGCUAGAACUCAAUGGAGAAUUGGACCGUUUGGUUCUUUUAAAUUCGGGUGUAAACUUGAGUGUCAACUUAAAUUUCAUCCUCUUAAUGGUAGUUAUAUUCCUUCACGUUGCACUUCUCAAUCCAAAUGAUUCUUUCUUUGUUUCCAUUUUGUUUUGACUAUGUUAUUGUUAUGUAUAAACAAAAUUGGACAUAGUCUCAUUCUCAUUC
Molecule: messenger RNA, 2809 nt
Organism: Medicago truncatula (barrel medic)
Lineage: Eukaryota; Viridiplantae; Streptophyta; Magnoliopsida; Fabales; Fabaceae
Product: NDR1/HIN1-like protein 12
Exons: 2
Coding region: 2029-2730 (233 amino acids)
Biological process (GO): defense response to other organism
Cellular component (GO): plasma membrane
Source: RefSeq, a predicted model, not a curated record